This is a messenger RNA of Mesorhabditis spiculigera, 1080 nucleotides long. The record is from the annotation of a GenBank genome assembly. NCBI's taxonomy places the organism in Eukaryota, Metazoa, Nematoda, Chromadorea, Rhabditida, Rhabditidae.
AUGCUGACGCAACUCUUCAACUGCCGCGGAUGCAAGAAACCGUUUUCAACGUGCGAUGGGCAUCCGCAAAGACCAGUUUUGAAGGACGGGGAAACAACCUGCGCGAGCUGCAGCCCGGAUGGACACGAACCCGCUCUCGGCCUCAUCGAGUUCCUAAAGCAGGCGGCCUUUCGGCCGACGGAAAACGGCUUCUUUUGGAGCACGAAAAUCGCGAUCCCCAAGUGCGCUCGUUGCCCGCGGCUGAUCUGCGCCAUUGAUGGCUGGUGCGUCACCAUUGGCACGUGUGGACACUAUAUCUGCAAAGGUACAACUACACAUUGUUCGAUGGCAUAUACGGUGUCUUUUUUAGGCUGCAACGGCAAACGGCUGGCCACCGGACAAUGGAAGUGCUGGCGCUGCCAACGGGGCUACAACGACCCGCACCCACGCCCCGUCGACGCUGCGGUGACCGAAUUCUUGAACGACUACAGCUCGACGCUCGCGAAACUACCGGGCAAUUUCUGGGACCUCGUGGCCACCUCGAAAGAUCAAUACGAACGCGUCGAGUUUCGUCUAAAGGUCAGCGAGCGUCACGUCGAAGUGCUACGUCGGCGCGUGGAAGAACUCACAGGCGAAUCGGAGCGCACGAAGAUGACGGAAUGCUCGAACUGCUCGGUCGCACGCCCCAUCGAGCGCCUCUAUCAAUGCCGCAAAUGCGAGACGACCGUAUGCGCCGAUUGUCUGUUAGAAGAACACGCUGGCCACGAAUACGACAACGUGCUCAAGUUGCGACUCCCCGAGUGGAAAGCCGAUACAUCGGCUCGACAGGCGAAUAUCAUUGGCGGCUACCAAAGCAAUCUCUGCCACCUUCACACCAACAUCUCGACGGAAAUGCUCGGCGUACUUGAGGCGGGCAGUGCCUUGGUCGACGAGAUGGAUAAGUGUCAGACACAUGCCCAAGCCGACGCCGUCGCUGCCACAAUCGAUAGAGCCAUCCAGAAAGUCGAGACACAAUGCGAAAUCUACAUCCCCGUCGCUCGCAACCUGGCCACCGAGCUCCGAGACAUUCGCGAGGAUCUUCUCAAGAAGCAAUUGCUCCCC